Hipposideros armiger (great roundleaf bat) is the source of this 8632-nucleotide messenger RNA. It is a transcript of the gene PAQR8, whose product is annotated as progestin and adipoQ receptor family member 8. The record is from RefSeq and is a predicted model, not a curated record. The transcript is spliced from 2 exons. Bases 485 to 1549 code for a protein of 354 amino acids. Gene Ontology annotation, biological process: response to steroid hormone. Lineage: Eukaryota; Metazoa; Chordata; Mammalia; Chiroptera; Hipposideridae. Gene Ontology annotation, cellular component: plasma membrane. Gene Ontology annotation, molecular function: steroid binding; nuclear steroid receptor activity.
GCUCCCCAGCGCUGCGCGGGCCCGGGUCACAGCCGCCUGCGGGAAGCUAGUAUCUGGAAACCGAGCGGGAGCGCGGACUGGGCCGGGCUGGGCUGCGCGCACUGACUCAGCCGCUGCUUCUGACAGUGAGUCCGGUCGCUGGAGGCGCGGAGCGGGUCGGGCGCGGGAUCAGGAUCGCGAUAUUGGGGAGCCCCGGGGCGACAGCACGCGGGGCGGAGAUGGCACGAUCGCGACGUAGGGGAGCCUCAGAACCCGAGACCGGAGGGGUGUUCGGAAACCCGAUUUUGAGGAACCAGAGCCCAGUUGCGGGUUGUCAGUGCCCGGCUGUUGGGGGCUUCUAGAAUCGCAACCCCGAGGACGAGGCGGCGGGUCAGGACCCCGAAGUUGGGGAGUCUCGGAGCCGGAGCCUGGAAAGCUGAGGAAUCAGGACCACGACGUUGGGGAUCUCCGGUUGCAUCCCCGCAUCGUGCCGUGCUUGGAAACCAUGACGACUGCCAUCUUGGAGCACCUGAGCACCCUGUCUGUUAGUGGGCAGCAGCUGCGCCGCCUGCCCAAGAUCCUGGAGAAUGGGCUGCCCAAGAUGCCGUGCACCGUCCCCGAGACAGAUGUGCCCCAGCUGUUCCGGGAGCCUUAUAUCCACACCGGCUACCGCCCCACAGGGCACCGGUGGCGCUACUACUUCUUCAGCCUCUUUCAGAAACACAACGAGGUGGUCAACGUCUGGACCCACUUGUUGGCGGCUCUGGCCGUCCUCUUGCGAUUCUGGGCCUUUGCCGAGGCCGAGGCCUUGCCGUGGGCCUCCACCAACACCCUGCCCCUGCUCCUCUAUGUCCUGUCCUCCAUCACUUACCUCACGUUCAGCGUUCUGGCCCACCUGCUGCAGUCCAAGUCAGAGCUCUCCCAUUACACUUUCUACUUCGUGGACUACAUUGGCGUGAGUGUUUACCAGUACGGCAGUGCCUUGGUUCACUUCUUCUACACCUCUGACCAGGCCUGGUACGAGCGUUUCUGGCUUUUCUUCUUGCCAGCAGCUGCCUUCUGUGGCUGGUUAUCUUGCGCCGGCUGUUGCUACGCCAAGUAUCGCUACCAGAGGCCUUACCCAGUCAUGAAGAAGAUCUGUCAAGUGGUGCCCUCGGGGCUGGCCUUCAUUCUAGACAUCAGCCCGGUGGCGCACCGAGUGGCCCUGUGCCACCUGGCUGGCUGCCAGGAGCAGGCGGCCUGGUACCACACCCUCCAGAUCCUCUUCUUCCUGGUCAGCGCCUACUUCUUCUCUUGCCCGGUUCCUGAGAAGUACUUCCCGGGUUCCUGUGACAUUGUGGGCCACGGGCAUCAGCUCUUCCACGUGUUCCUGUCCAUCUGCACGCUCUCCCAGCUGGAGGCCAUCCUCCUGGACUACCAGGGGCGGCAGGAAAUCUUCCGCGAGCGCCACAGCGCCCUCUCUGUCUACAUGGCCUGUCUGUCUUUCUUCUUGUUGACCGCCUGCAGCACUGCCACGGCAGCCCUCUUGCGGCACAAAGUCAAGGCCAGACUGAUGAAGAAAGAUUCCUGAGGCUGGCAAGGCGGGGGCGAGGUGUGGAGGCACCCCAUUGUGACUGGAGGGAAAUGCGAUGAAAAAAAAAAAAAUUCAGAGUCGCCUUAUUGUUUUUAAGAGUUGACUUCUCAAUUAAAAUGCAUUUCCAAGGAUGUGCUAUGGCUAUGGCAUUGGGAACCAAAGGAUUCAAGAGUUACGUUGUUACAGUUGUUAGUAAAAGGAGUAUUCCUUUUCCCUCUGGGUCAUAGUCUGUCAAGACACAGGAAAGAAAGGGACCUUGGCUAAGAUUCAUGGGACACUGAAUUAAGGACCAUCUUCAUGCCUGAAAAUUUAGUCGAAUCCUGACUGUGGCCUCCAGGGGCAAGUCCUGGAGCUGAAGGGAUAAUAAAACUGGACUGGAAAACAAGGAGUGGGCUGGUCCACAUCGUAUUGGAAUGGCCAUUCCUAUUAUACUGGUCUUUGGUAAUCGAAUAAAUCAACCCAAGGGCCCGAUUUCAUUUGGAUUUCAGAUUGUCCAGGGUGGAGAAUUAGUAAUUUUUAAGAUUCAGUGAAACCCUAAGACAUAAUGAGCUAUUCAAUUCAUCUGAUUUGUGGCCCCUCCACUCUCACCCACUCUAACCCUGACCCUUUUUCUCAGGAUGACAUCUCCCUGGCUGUUUUCUCGGAAGUGCUGUUCAGUCCCAUCCAUACCUUGGUAAUAUACAGGACUCUGAAAUAGUCACACUUGCAGUAAAUGUUUGGAUCCAUGUGGACAUUCGGGAAGCUUAUUCUCACAUAACACUAAUGGAAACGGUACUGGAAAGUACAGUGCCAAGAGCCACGAGGAGGCCCAGCCAGCAAGCAUGGAUACUGUUUGGUGUCAUGGGACCCUUUUGUUUUAUACCUGUGAACUGUGGGAUUACUUGAGAUCUGUUAGGGCUGCCUUACAGGUCAGAAGAUUUGGGGCUCGCUCCAGGGGAUCUUCAGAUUUUGACCCCUAGUAGAGUGAAUUAAUUCUAAAGGUCCCUCUAGGGAUCCGAUUAUUUCAAGAGGAACCCAAGGUCCAGCCUUUUAAAUAGAUACUGCCACAAGAAGAACCCACAUCAUGACCCUAGUUCAGGGUCCUUAGGCAGGCAGUUAUGCCUCAACUGACAGCUGAACCUUUAAAAUAAUCAAACCCCAGGACAGGUGAGCAUAUGUGCUUCACUGCAGGUUGGUGUCUGAAGGCUCCUUUGAGGAAGAAUGGUAAACUGGGUGCCCUGUAGCUAGAAUGUACUGUUUGGGAUAUUGCUGCGCAACAGCUUCUAUGGGAUAGGUGGCACUUGCCGUUGAUGUAUUCUAACCAUGCAGUCUCCCUGAGGACUGACUUCCACACUCAUCCCGUGAAAGGGGCUGCAGUGGUAAUAGAGCCAUGGAAGCCUUCUCGAGGCCACAUUUCCUAUCACUAUAAGGUCCCUGUUUACUAAAAAGGAAAGUGGUUUGUUUUCACUUCAGUUUGAUGAAUGUCUUCUAUUACUAGGUUAUUUUGUUGCCUUCAAAUCUGUGUUUUCUUUCUUUCUUUGAGAGUUUUGUGGAGUUUGUGCCUUAUAAAUGGAAAUGUAUGAACACUACUUAAUAUAUGGCCACUUGGAAUUUUUAUUUUGGAGUUAUAGGGAUAAGAAAGAAAAUAAUUUGUUGCUUUUCAACCAGUGGAUUGAAUUGCUUAUCAAUCAAAAGUACCUUUGAAUCUAUUUUGGCAAAAAAAGAAAGAAAGAAAGAAAAGAAAAGAAAGAGAUUGAACUGAAGCUUUCCUAUAAUUUUUAUAUCAAGAAAGUGUGUCUUACCAGCUACAUAGUUUUCCUUGAUGGAUUUCUCUUAGUCCUCAAAUACCUGAACUUCUGUGCUACCCAAGUGUCUUACACAAGCUUCUGGUGUCUAGGACAAAUUCAUCACAAAUAAAGUUAGCAAAACUGAAUCGGGUUGAACUAAACAAGGCAAUGGGGAAGUUGUGCAAAAUUCUAAAUAGAGGGUCAGUUUAAAAGAGGGAAUAGAAAGUGUUUAAAUAUUUGUUAGUGUGGAUUCAAGUUGAAAGAAAGACGUAAGUCAAGCCCUUGAAUGUAACUGUGGUGGUCAUGGUGGGCAGAGAUCUUUAGGCCAAAUGCAGGCAUUUUUUUAAAAGAGAAAAUAGGAAGUACAGCAGUGGUCUUCAAAUGUGGGCCACAGACCAAUGCCAGCCUGCACACUGUAAAAGGUCUUGAACAAUAUAAUUACAAGAUAGACUAAACAUUUAGGUAUUGCCAUCACAUUUUUAUUUUAAUUUACACAAGUAUUGGUCCCUCAAGUUAUUGGAAAUCUUUUUUUUUUUUUUAAUGUUUCACCAGAGAUAUUUGAGAAGCACUGAGAUAAGGGACUAGUAUCUCAUUAAAAUUACCAGUAUCUCAUUAGCAAUAUAUAAACACAGGAAAUGCAGAUGUUUUUAACCGCUCAGAGUUUUGAACAUUUUCACUAAAAUGAGUGAGUAUAUCAGUAAGAAACAUACCUAGUUUGUUUAAAAGGAAUAAAGUAUUUGAUAAAGAAGAUGAUUCUGUUUCUCCAUCAUACCCCCUCUAACAGUUGACACCUCCUGGAAAUUCUGCUGGUUCUUUCUCUCUCUCUCUCUCUCUCUCUCUCUCUCUCUCUCUCAAUACUUUCAACCUAUUAAAAUGUAAAUACCUCCAAAAAAAUAAACUAGCAGUCAUUUACAUCUUGUUAAUAAAAAUUCUGGUGGAUCUGUAUGAGACCCUACUCAGGGUAGGGAGAGGGUACCGCAAAACACAGCAGAGUGGGGGACACAUUUGCCUGUUUCCUUCUUGCCUAGCACUUCACCUAUAUUUACUAACAAACUAAUGUUAAUACUCUUCAGACGUUAGGGUUUCAUUUCCCACCUUGGCUGAAAGUACCUCAUUCAACAACAAUAUUCUCAACCCUCUAUUGGAAGCUUGAAAUAGUAGGGGCUCAGGCUACGAGAUGAAGGUGAUUCAUUCCUGCCUCCGUUGGUCACCUGUUGGCAAAUUGUACAUUUAAUGCUUAAAACCAUUAGGUUCUUCAGUUGCUGCAUGGUAGUUUCAAGUGAGCCCUCCAGAUGGCGCUCAUGUCUUAUUCAGAAAGGCCCAGCCAUUGUCCCCAAGCCUCAGUCUACUAAUUUUGUUGGUCCUAGUGUGUUGCUUGAUUGCUUGGCGAGGAAAAAAAUGAACUAUUUUCUGUUUAUAUAAAUCUACUUACACGAAUUACCAUUAAACUGGUUUUGUAUAUGGAUUGUUGUACUGUCAACAGCUACCUUGUUUCUUUGACCCAGCCCUUGACAAGGGCUAUUUUGACAAGACCCAUCUUAAAGAUAGGUUUUAUCUAGGCAAUCAUUGCCAGGAGGAUGAGGUCAGGACACUUUAUAUCCACAUAGAAGUAGGAAAGUAUAAAGGCAUAAAAAAAGUCAUACCCAAACUCCCCAAAUCCACAUACACGUACCCCAGAUCCUCACCUAUGAGUAGAUGAAAUUGUCCCCUCCCCCCCAAAUGCUAUGGAGUUGAUUUCUCUGAAGAUUUCAAUCUAAUUGAAUACACACUCCUAGUUUUGUAGAAAAUAGUGUUGAAGAUUUCAAAAUUUUGAAUUGAUGGACUACAUUUUUUGAAAUCUAAAAAUUAUGAAUUAUAAUUAUACCAUCAAAGAUACUAUAAUGUAUGUGUUGUGAAAUGUGGCACCUGUCAACCAAAGGAUUUUGUAGCCUAACUAUUAGAUUUAAAUAGCUGUGGAAAAGGUGAUUCUCCAGGCUACUCUAGCUUCAGCUACAUGACUAUCACAAUAACAAUAGGAAAACAGCAUUUCUCUGGCUUGAGGGUCCACUGGUAGAAUUCUGAUGUUCCUCUUGCCAAACCCUUUUUAUUACCAGCAGGGGCACUCCACAGUUUGCAAAUGCUUCUGUCGUUGCUGUUAAUAGUUUGAUCACUCUUCAGUUAUUGAUUCAUCAAGUGUUUAUGGGUACCUACUGGUGGUAGGCACCAUGUUAGCUCUGGAGAUACCAUAGUGAGAAAAAAAAUAAAAAUAAUAGAAGAAAACAGGCAUAGGGAGAGUUUGCAGUCUGUUGAAUGAGAACAAGCAUCUUCCCACUUGGGGCCACCACAGGGUCCCCCUCUCCAGGUCUUGGUCCCAAUCACAGCCUGAGGGCCACAUGGCCUGCCAAAUCCAUUGGAGGCUGGGGUCUGCUUUGGGGCAGACCCUUUUCAAAAGGCUUGACCUUUAUCCUCCUUCCCUGCAGAGGCUGAAAGCAUCUCUGUCAACAGCAAUGCUGUCACCUUAUAGCCACCUCAACCCUUGUUCCUCCUGCUGCUUCUCCAGCCCUUCUCACUGUCCUCUACAUCCAGACACAGAAAAGUCCUAUACUUCCACAGGCAGUAUAGACUCCCCAGGUAUAUAAAGCCCCAUCUACAGGUAAGGAGAUGUACUUAAUUUGGUAAACUGGAAACAGCAUGCUGAACCCUGGCUGCCUCCUUAAAAACAAACAAACAAAAAACACCUUAUCCCUUAAAUUUGUUUUGGAAAUAAUAUGGAAGGAAAAUCAUUAAAAAGAGAUUUCAUUGAAAUAUUAACUUUGGGAGCAUAUUUAACUAAGUUAAGGGCUUUUUUUUGCCUAAGGUGACCCUCAUAGAAGAGAUAUGCACUAUUUUGUAGGCUCCAGGAGGCCUUGACCAACUCAAAGGCUACAGAAUAUCACCCCAGAUUGUAUGCUUUCCAAAACAUUUUCACAUCCAUGUGAGUUUCUAAAUAAUCGUGAGGUAAGGCCAAAAAGAUCUUGAUUAAACUAGGAAACACUAAAAGAGUAUAGAAUGGCUGGUUCAAAGGCACACGAUUAGUUGUAAUGUUUAAGCUCAAACUUAUUUUUCUUCCAGAUAAAUUCAGGGCUCAGCUAAUCAGAAACAUCAACACCAAAUAUUUGCAGAGUCCUUUACAGUAUGUAAAGCCCUUACACAUAUUGUGUGUGCUUUAACCUAAUCUUAUUUUAACUUUUGACCCUAAAUACCUCCUGACAGCCAGGGUUGUAUCAUUUCUUUUCAGGUGACAGUGACUUCACACCACCUCCUUGGAUGCCAAAUAAAGCAUUCUUUGCACCUCACAAUCUUCUCAGAAGCCCAAAAGUUUCAUUUGGCCACAGGCCCUUGGUGGCCUAGAUUAGAGAGUCAAAUCUCACUCUCCAAGUCAUGGCUUCUUGAAAAUACCUCUGGAUGCUUGGAUGAGAAACUCAUCUAGUAUUAGCAACCUUGCAAGAUUAUGCAAGUCCCACCUCUCAUCUUUUACUGGGAUUGUCUGUUCUUCAAACAAUUGGCUUUCCCAGGGACUUUAGCAGCUAAUAUGGCUUUGAACAUGGGAUUAAAACAAGUUUCUCUGCCUUAUAAGGGGGUUAUGCAGACUAAGUAGAAAGUCCCCCAAAAGUCAUUGGUUAUUUCUCAUAUUCAAGUAAUAUAUGCUAUUAAAGUCAAUGCAGGAAAAUAGAGAAAACAGGUAAUCCACAGACCCAUCACUAAAUAUCUUCAGGGGAAAAAUAAGGCUAUGUCAAAAUAUUGUCAAUGAUAGGCAAAUUAGCAGUGUCGUAUAAAACUUCCUGAAAAACCAGAUACUGGGAACUAGAAAUUUUAAGUAACCUAAUACUUUCAUUCUAUAAAAUACAAAAGCAUCCGUCUUUGGCUGUUUAUAGAAAUACCAAGAUGGUUACAUUACACUCCCUUCUGAAAUUACAUUAUGUAGGCAAUUUGAUGAUGCAGUGGCUGAGAUAGCGGCUCACAAAACAGAGCCAAUGAUACAUUAUCUCGUGUUAAAGGAAUUCUUUGAAAUGCAUCUCAGCUUUCUGAGUACUCUCCUAGAAAGACCUUCAGUGGAGGCAAGGCCCAGCCUGUUGGACGGGUAUGUGGAUUCACUGAAAGUCACUCCAGAAGCCCUGAACACAACUAGGAGCCAGUUCCUGUUCUAAGUACCAGGGAUACAACAAUGGACAAAACAGACAAAACACACACAAAUCCCUGCCCUUAGGCAUUUACAUUGGGGGGCUGGUAGAGGGGGUGGCAAGACAGACAAUGAACCAAAUAAAUGGUACAGCAUUCGGAUAUUAUUAUAGAAGGUGAUGGUGCCAAGGAGAAAUACAGAGCAAGGAAGAAGGACAGGCCAAAGGGGUGGAGUGAGUUUGCACUUUUAAACAGAAUCAGGGAAGAAGACUACAGGGAAAAGUGACAGAGCUAGCUCUGUUUCUCCCCCAGGCAGAGGGAAGAAGUGCAAAGGGCUUGGGGCCAGCAAGAACAAAGGGAGGACAGAAGAGAUGAGGACAGAUUGUGAGAGCCUCAGAUUGUGAGCACUUUGGCAUUUACUGUGACCUUAGGAGGAGGUAUGCUGGAGAAUAAUUUGGCCCAAGAAAAUUCAGGAUAGCUGUUUAUCAAUAUGGACUAAUUAUUCACUGCAUAUUUAUUACCUUUCCUUUAGAGAACAGAGCAAAUGCUGCUCCCUGCCGUCUAUAUAAAACCAAGUUAUUCUCUCUGUGGGCCUGGCCUUGGGCUCUGUGUUCCUAUGGACACACACUCAUGCUCUCCAGGUUUUUUCCAGAUUCUUCUCAGAGAGCAUUUCCUAAAUGCCUGGAAUGCUGACCUCCACUUCCUCCUAGAUAGGCGGGAAUGUUUCCUUGACACUGGUUUGUACUCUGGGUAAUCCUCUGGGCAGAAAUGCAAUGAAACAUCCAGGGCAGAGCCUGGAAAUGGGAAUAAAAAUAAUAUUAACAGUUUAUAUUAUGUAGUUCUCACUCCUUGCCAAGUCCUUUGCAGAGCUGUUUUCUCAGAUUCUUUCUGGUUAACCCUCAUACAACUCUAUGAGGCAGGUACUGUUAUUGCCCCAAUUUUACCAAGGAGGAAACUGUAAAUUUGCCCAAGACUACCUGGUUGGUAAGUCAUGGACUAUCACAAAAACUCAGGCCUUUGAAUCCAGAGUUCGUAUUCUAAAGCACCAAAAUUAAAUGAAUAGAAGGUCUUUCGGUCUACCUUCCCCAUUGCUAAUUGUGUGAACUGUAAGUGUAGAAUCCAGAGGGACAUGGAAUGUGAAUUUUUAUUUUUCCCUGAUAAAUGAAAUAAACCUAAA